UUCAUCAGUUGAUAUGACCGGACAGGCGGCUUCGAAUUACAGCAUGAUGGGGACGUCGGGGUCUCCGCACAUGGAAUCGAGUCCAGAAAUACAGUCAACAUUCGUGGAACUUUCUGACCUAAACGACUUUAUUCCAGCGUCUUCACCCGAGAUAAAUGGACAGACGGCUUCGAGCUACAGCCCAGUGGAAACGUAUGAGUCUCCAGCCGUCGAUGUGAGUACUGAAGAAACGUCAGCAUCGGAAGAUUUUGAAGUAACUGACUUUGUUCCGGCAUCUUUGGCUGAGAUGACGGAAAACAGGACAUCGUAUCACACCGCCGUGGAGAACUCGGAGUCACCGGACAUAGAUUAGGGCCAAAAACAAACGUCAGCAUCCAUGCAAUCUUAUGACAU
Dermacentor silvarum is the source of this 393-nucleotide messenger RNA. RefSeq lists its product as uncharacterized. Bases 14 to 352 code for a protein of 112 amino acids. The transcript has 3 exons. NCBI's taxonomy places the organism in Eukaryota, Metazoa, Arthropoda, Arachnida, Ixodida, Ixodidae. The record is from RefSeq and is a predicted model, not a curated record.